Colletotrichum higginsianum IMI 349063 is the source of this 3903-nucleotide messenger RNA. RefSeq lists its product as uncharacterized. The transcript is spliced from 3 exons. Lineage: Eukaryota; Fungi; Ascomycota; Sordariomycetes; Glomerellales; Glomerellaceae. The record is from RefSeq and is a predicted model, not a curated record. The coding region runs from base 1 to 3903 and encodes 1300 amino acids.
AUGAGCGCCGUCAACAGUUUUACGAUCCGCAGGAAGCCUGUCGGCAAAGGUAAUACGGUUCUCGAAGCAGACCCCACGGUGGCAGUCUCAGUCAGCACCCACAAGCCCCAAAUCGUCGACGACAUGACGCCUGCAACAGCAACAGGCAGGCCAAGGAGCACAGAGCACAACGGAAAUCCGGAAAACCUGCAUGGAUGGAUUCCCAGAAGUCAGGAAGGUCGGCCAAUAACGGUACAUUCUCCAAGCCGACCGACCACAUCCAGCACAUCGGACAGUUUGAUACCCGAAGAAGACGGCCAGGUUGACGAUGGAAAUCAUCCGCGAAAGGACGUUUCAGAAAAACAACAACACGAGGGCCAUGUGUCAUUCUACUUCAGUCGUUUGUUUCUAGUGGGAAUUGCCACAACUUUUGUCCUCAUGAUCGUUGCCUUGGAGUUGCUAAAUCUCUUUUCCAAGAGAAACAAGGGCUUAGCCCCUGUUGACGAGAGAAAUCAUUACCUUUGGACAUACGGACCUACUUUUGUUCUCACGCUUUUUGUUGCCCUCUGGGGCCAGCUGGAACACCGCACAAAGCACCUUAUGCCCUGGAUGGCAAUGAGCAACGGGCCGGUCGAUGCACCCCAGGGCCUCCUCCUCGACUACAUCACGCCGAUGACGAUCUCUUCGCUUUUCAAAUCCGCCAAGCGGAAGCACUUUCUCGUCACCCUGGGCAUCCUAGGAUCACUGGCCCUGCGCGCUCUCGUCGUCGUCUCCACCGGCCUGUUGUCGGUCGAACAGCAGACCAUGGCGGCGGAUGCAACGAUUACCGUGUUGGACCAGUUCAACCUGAGCCGAAACUUGCGCAUUUUCGCCGUCGACGCCGGAGUCACGAUAUGGGGAGUCCACCACAAAGGCGUGGCGUACCCGCCGGGUACCACAGAAAAAGUUGCUGCCCAGUCGUUCUUGGUUUCUGGAUACGUUUUCGAAGCCGAUUUCGAGAGCUGUUAUGAGUUCUCGUGGGCAUUCCCCCAAGGAAACCUGACAAAACUCUCGCUCGAAAAGGUAGCGUCAGAGCCGGAGCGUGCCGUAUUCGACAGCUACUGCGAGCUGAACGGGGGCGGGUCGAUAUUGCCCGUAUUGAAAGAAGGGCCAAACUUCUUUGUACGGACCAAUACCGUCGACAAGUGUGCCGUCGAGGAGAGGGACGAAGACUCAUCCAGGGUGUACGCGUCGAUAAUCUACAACAUGACGAGCAGUCUCGUGGGUGCCACGACCAUGUUCUGCAAGCCCAAGUACACCCUGACGAGGCGGAACGUCACGAUCGCCUCGAACUCGGGGCAAGCCGGCCGGAUCAUCGCCGUCGACGACGAGAUCCUCGAGCACAUGUCAUUAGAGGGGACCCCGGCUGUCGAUAUCACCAACUUCGUGGUGACGUCCAUCAGUUCGGCGACGCAGCUGCUGAGCCGCAAGCAAGGGGUGCCGUUCUCGACGACCACGCUCUGGUGGUCAGUGAUGAACUUCACCGACCCGCAGCCGACCAGGGCGGACCUCGGCCACGUCUCCAGGUUCCCGGAUCUCUUCCGGCGCGUCUUCAAGACCGUCGCCGCCAUUUCGGUCAAGGAGAGGAGGAUAGACUCGAUCAGCGAAACGGUUCCUGGGGGUCUGAGGCACGAGAGCAACCGGCUGGUCGUCGAGGAGGUGUCGCUUCGAGUCAUGCAGUCCCUCCUGACCCUCCUCGCCGUCAUCAGCUUGGCCUUCUGCUUCUUCCCGCUGACGUCGCUGCCCACCCGGUCGGGCUUCAUGUUGACGCUGGCCUCCAUCCUCAACCACAGCCCCCAGCUCUUACGGGUCCUCGAGAACACUGGGAAAAUGAACAAGCUGUGGUUCAGGCGGCGUCUGUCUAAUUUUCGAUUCUAUCUGCUCCCCGGAAACAACGCGACCCAGGUCACAAUCGGAGUUCAGCCUAAAAAGGCAAGACUUGCAACGCCGUCGUCCAAGGCCGAAGACGCCUCGCCCGAGGAGCAGUGGUGGAAGCCCAUGGCAGCGGGCAUUCCGUAUAAGUCGUCCCUGAUCGCCAUCACGGUCGCCGUCGUCGUCACUCUAGAGGUCUUGCUGCAACAGUCCAUCAAGCACGGGGGCCUGGCAACCGUUUCAACAGACGGAUACACCAAAUACAGCUGGCUCUUCGUGCCCGCUCUCAUCACGGGCGGUCUGGCAUUGGCAUACAACGCGGUAGACACGACGAACAGGCUCCUACACCCCUUCCAACAGCUCCGCGCCGCAAAAGGUCCGAAUUUGCUGGCCAUGCGGUACGAUCCUCUCGGAAAGGUGACGAUGACGGCCACGGCGCACGCGCUCAGGAACCGCUACCUCGCACUCGCUGCCGGCAUGCUCACUUCUCUCCUCGGGCCCUUGUUGACGAUCGCUGCCAGCGGCCUCUUCUCGCCUUCGCUCGUGCCCGGUUCGCAACGAGUGGAGGUGCGGCUCACGGGCUGGUUUGACGUCAGCACCGCUUCUCUAAACGACUCGAUGUAUCUCGGGUCCACUAACACCGAUUCUGUGCUGAGCCAGGCCAUUCUUUUCAACAACGCUUCGUACAUGAAAGGGACGUACGAGACCUUUGUCUUCCCUCAGAUAGAGCUGCCUGCUCAUCUCACUACAUCAACCGGGGGGAACAACGCCUCGACGAACGGGUCGAGCGGGACCAGCAGCCUCGCCGUCCGACUACCUGCUGUCAGGGGCCAACUCAACUGUACCAAAUAUGCAUCUUUCAGAGGACAGCAGUACUACGACCGUAAAGACCCUCUGAGGCAUGCUUACAUGGUCCCCAUCGAUCCGCCUCCAAACUGCGUCGCGCCAAGCCGACCUCAAAAAAUCACCGAUGGCAGGGACCGGAGCAAACUGUUGCUGACAGAGGAGAAAGGCAGCUACCCAAACGAGGGAUCCUUUGCAUGGCAGGCCGAGCGCUGGUGGUCGCGCCCCGUGGACGGCGUAGAAAUCAUUAGACUCGUGGAUCACUGGUCCCCGUUCGACGUGUGCAUGGACGGGAGGCAGCACAUCUUCUUCACCUUCGGGCACCACACGGACCCGACGACCAACGAAGUCCACGUGCUGCACUGCAUGCCCUACCUCGAGUCCGUCACCGUCGACGCCAAGUUCUCGCUGCCGGACCUGGAGAGCCCGCAGGACGCCGCCGACGCGCCGGUCGCGGUCGAAGAGACGGCCAGGACGUGGGACAGCGGCCCCGGCGGGGACAACUCCGUUACGUUCCCGGAUCUCGUCCACGUGAGCUUGGGCUCGAGCGAUGGACCGCGCGUGGACGCAUUCUUCCAGGCGUUGACGACGGGCAAGGACGCCGUGCCGCUCGCCGAGAUCGCGAAUGUCGAGGCGGUCAACGAGACGAUGGCGAAGAUGAACAGGCUCUACCAGAUCCUCGUCGCGCAGUCCGUGAGCGAGCACUUCCGGUCGGGCGUCCCGGGCGACGGAACCGUCCCCAACGGGUUCCUGCCCGUGGUCGACGGAGACAUCAUCGACGUCUCCCGGGUGCGGCUACUGCAGAGUCCCAUCUCGACGCGCAUCCUGGAGGGGCUCCUCUUGACGAUGCUGGCGUGCUCGCUCGUGGUGUUCGCACUCGCGGGCCCGGCGGGAAUUUUGCCCAAGAACCCGGGCAGCAUCGCGAGCCGGAUGAGCCUCCUGGCAAACAGCACGUUGCUGGACCACAUGGACACAGCCGAUGACUUUGGUACAUCAAGGUCUUGCAUCAAGGGCAAGGACGGAGUGACGGUGGUGGAAACGGAGGCGGACAGACAGGAGUUCUUUGGUGAAGACACCCUCAGCUUGGGAUGGUGGCAUUCCGCAGAUGGCGGCAACAGUGGCAGCAGGUACGGCAUCGACAUAGGUCUGGCAGAUAGUAGGCCUCGCUAG